AUGUCCUUUUUUUUUAACAUUAAUUCAGCCAUCCUAGAUUUUCAAACACCACGUGGGUUUACCUUCGAAAUAUCUAAAAUUCAGUCACCCAUGUUCAAUUCUUCAUAUUCGAUGAAUGCCUCUCCAACACUUAAUGGAUCGAUAAGUUAUCUUUUUACUUCCCGUCCAUUGGUGAUCGAACCGAGUUUUCAAUUGAACUUUGUAGAAAUGAUUGAUAGAUUUCAUCUUGACCCUCUUGCACGGGCCAACCGAGUGGAUAAUAUGAAAGGCAAUAUCAAUAAUGAAGAAAUCAAGCCAGUAAACGCUAUAUACUCAAGAAGGCUUUCUCCAUGGAUGCAAUGUGUCAUUACAGGUGUUAGUGAACCUAGAAUGAAAGCAGCCUCACAUUGUACAGGUGAGCUCCAAUAUGACGCCGGUAAAUGGUGUACCGAAGUUUCAUACACAACAGAUGGCGAAUUGUUUGGUUUAAGGGGACUUUAUAAUUUAUCAAGUCAUGGAUCAGAAGGAAAUAUAGAACAUGGGGAGGUGUUUACAAAUAAAAAAGAAGUUACGAUAAAUGAUGUUAAAGCAUCGGUUGUUGAAAGGAAUGCAUUUGAUGAACCAUCGAAUUCCGAUGAUGAUGAUGUAGUAGAAGCAUUAAAAGGCGAAUGGUCAAUUGGUGCUGAAUUAUACUAUGGAAUCCGAGAAAAAAGUGGGGGAGCGCAAUCACCACUUACGGUAACCUAUCUAUUUAAUCCUAUUAUGGGACAUAUGUCUGCUGCCUUUGCUGCUCAGAUAUCUGAAGAUUUAGCUUUGUGUCCACGAUAUGAAUUCAAUAUAUAUAGUUACGAGAGUGAUUUAACAAUCGGAGCUGAAUGGUGGCAAAGAGAGAGUUUCGAUGAUGUAAAUGCUGUGUCAAAUGAAAGUCCUGAACUCAAAGGAGAUGUUCAAGGUGUAAUCAAAGCCUCAAUCAGUACUGGAAAGGGAAUUACGCUUUUGUGGGAAGGACGAUACAGAAAAACUUUAUUUGGCUUAGGUCUAGUGACGAACUUAAAAUCGGGAUUCUCACCAAUACAGUCAAUUGGUUUUCAAUUUCAAUAUUUCUCGUGA
This is a messenger RNA of Dentiscutata heterogama, 1089 nucleotides long. NCBI's taxonomy places the organism in Eukaryota, Fungi, Glomeromycota, Glomeromycetes, Diversisporales, Gigasporaceae. The record is from the annotation of a GenBank genome assembly.